Gadus macrocephalus (Pacific cod) is the source of this 4507-nucleotide messenger RNA. RefSeq names its product adenosylhomocysteinase like 2b (gene ahcyl2b). The coding region runs from base 65 to 1861 and encodes 598 amino acids. The record is from RefSeq and is a predicted model, not a curated record. The transcript has 17 exons. Gene Ontology annotation, cellular component: cytosol. Gene Ontology annotation, biological process: L-methionine cycle. Lineage: Eukaryota; Metazoa; Chordata; Actinopteri; Gadiformes; Gadidae.
CUCACAUCCGCUCGACUCUUUUAUCCGCGCUGCUGGGAAAGGAAUCAGUGGUGAAACAGCAGCGAUGUCGGUGCAGGUUGUGACAGCGAAAAUGGCCGAGGUCGAAGUCAAAGACGAGCCUAACAAAGAAUUACCUGCCGGCUCCCCGGUGACACCGAGCUCGGAUGAUAAAACCCUUGCCAAAAACGUGCCACAUGACGUAGGCUCCUCUGCCACGACCCCCACGAUCGAGCCCUCCGUGAAGGCAGACCCGAGCCCGGGCUUGCUCACCCCGAACCCGGUGAAGAUGCCGCAGUCGUCGGCGAUGAAGCGGCCGGAGCCGCAGCAGAACGGCGGGGAUGCGUUUGUCAACCGCGACGGGACCGUAGCGGAAGCCCCCAGGAUGAAGAAGAUCCAGUUUGCAGACCAGAAGCAGGAAUUCAACAAGCGGCCCACGAAGAUCGGACGCCGUUCGCUGUCUCGCUCCAUCUCCCAGUCCUCCACAGACAGCUACAGCUCAGCGGCGUCGUACACGGACAGCUCUGACGAUGAGACCUCCCCGCGGGACAAGCAACAGAAGAACACCAAGGGCAACGGCGACUUCUGCAUCAAGAACAUCAAGCAGGCCGACUUCGGACGCCGGGAGAUCGAGAUCGCAGAACAAGAGAUGCCGGCCCUGAUGGCGCUGAGGAAGCGAGCCCAGGGGGAGAAGCCUCUGGCCGGGGCCAAGGUGGUGGGCUGCACCCACAUCACCGCACAGACCGCCGUCCUGAUGGAGACCCUGGCGGCUCUGGGGGCUCAGUGCCGGUGGGCCGCCUGCAACAUCUACUCCACCCAGAACGAGGUGGCGGCGGCGCUGGCCGAGGGAGGGUUCAGUGUGUUUGCCUGGAAGGGCGAGUCUGAGGAUGAUUUCUGGUGGUGCAUCGAUCGCUGUGUCAACCUGGAGGGCUGGCAGCCCAACAUGAUCCUGGAUGACGGAGGAGACCUGACCCACUGGAUCUACAAGAAGUACCCCAACAUGUUCAAGAAGAUCAAGGGCAUCGUAGAGGAGAGUGUGACCGGGGUUCACAGGUUGUACCAGCUUUCUAAGGCGGGGAAGCUGUGCGUUCCAGCCAUGAAUGUCAACGACUCGGUCACCAAGCAGAAGUUUGACAACCUCUACUGCUGCAGAGAGUCCAUCCUGGAUGGGCUGAAGAGGACCACUGACGUGAUGUUCGGAGGCAAACAGGUGAUUGUGUGUGGAUACGGAGAGGUGGGGAAGGGAUGCUGCGCCGCCCUGAAGGCCAUGGGCUCCAUCGUGUACGUGACGGAGAUCGACCCCAUCUGCGCCCUACAGGCCUGUAUGGACGGGUUCAGGCUGGUGAAGCUGAACGAGGUCAUCCGACAGGUGGACAUCGUCAUCACCUGCACAGGGAACAAGAACGUGGUGGUCAGGGAGUAUCUGGACCGCAUGAAGAACGGGUGCAUCGUCUGCAACAUGGGCCACUCCAACACCGAGAUCGAUGUGGCGAGCCUGCGGACACCAGAGCUCACCUGGGAGCGAGUGCGUUCCCAGGUGGACCACGUCAUCUGGCCCGACGGCAAGCGGAUAGUCCUCCUGGCCGAGGGCCGCCUGCUGAACCUCAGUUGUUCCACCGUCCCCACCUUUGUGCUCUCCAUCACCGCCACCACCCAGGCCCUGGCUCUGAUAGAGCUGUACAACGCUCCUGAGGGUCGCUACAAACAGGAUGUGUACCUGCUCCCCAAGAAGAUGGAUGAGUACGUGGCCAGCCUUCACCUCCCCACCUUCGACGCCCAUCUGACGGAGCUGAGUGACGAGCAGGCGAAGUACCUGGGCCUGAACAAGAACGGGCCCUUCAAACCAAACUACUACAGGUAUUAGACGACGGCGACGCAGAACCGAGGAAACGCAGAUACUCGACGAAUCGCACCGAGCCAGAGAGGAGGAGGAGGAGGAGGAGGAAGAGGAGAACAAAGCUUUACACACACACGCACACAAGGGGAGGUGUGUGUGUGUGUGUGUGUGUGUGUGUGCUUUGGGGGGAGGGGGGGGGGGGGGGGGGGGGGGGUACCGUGAGAGAUUUGUAAUGAGCAGAGGGAGGGUGGACGAGGCUGGGUUAUUUUACUGCUUUUCCGUCGUCAUACUAUUUAUUUACACUAGACGAUUACAGGAACCCUUGUCAAAGCUGCUCCAGAUGAUAUAGACCACCCCCCCCCUCCACCACCAUACCCCUCAGAUCAGUUUAUUCAAUCUCUUCACGUCUCCAACAUACGUGUGUCAAGUCUUGGUGAGCCCUUUCUAAUAUACUCCCUCAUUGUCCCGUUAUUUUUAAGAUCUUUUAGUUGGAUGAAUUUAAUGACAAUGAAGAGGAAAUAAAAGCUUAAACGUUGAUUUAUAUUCUGUGGAGGAUGAAGAGACCCUCUCGAGAUUUCAGUUUAUUGUCGUUUAUUUUCUCACCUUGAUUUUGUACUCGUGAUUUUGUCUCGUGAAUUCUCUUGUGAUACAAGGAGGGGGUGGGGCUUAACUCAAUGGGCGGGCUUAUGUGGGAUCUCAGGGUCCAAUCAUAUCUGUCCUUUUUUAUUUGAUAAUUUCAUUGAGAUUUACUGUUGGUCAUUUCGGUUGAUUUUCCGUUUUGUACGCGUUCUCUUGUCAUUUGCUUUUAGAGCGAUCCAGAAUGACUGGAAAAUUGCUGACCCCUUUUUGUUAUUCAGGUGGUCCUGCGUUCAUCUGUCACUCAACCUCAAAGGCUUUUGUGAUUGGUUCUUUCAAUUCCUCGCUUCCCAAAUGCUCAGUUGAUGCCAGUGUUGAAGUGAUUAAAACUAAGCGUUUAAAUUAUUAUUUUUUCGUUUUUCUUUGUUUGUUUUUUUAACACAGGGAACUUUUAUCCCUUCUUACCAAGCAUUAUUAAACUGUAUUAGAAGCAUGCAGGAUGCAAGAUCAUUACAAUGGGGUAUAUAUUUAGAUAUUUAUAUAGAAAUUACAAUUUUUUUUAAAGAUCAUUUUCUUUUUGUUUUGCUUUUCCUUUCGUUAUCCAAUAUUGUUACCUUAAAAAAAUUCUACUUCUAUGUCAUUAUAAAGAUAAGCAAUUUAAAUGUUCUAUGAUAAUUCUAUGUGUAAUAAAUGUAACACUCAUUUCCAAUACUGUGACAGAGAAUAUUACGAGAGGGAAAGGAAAGGAGAGAUUGAUGACAAUUGUACCAAGAUUUUCUGCCAGUGUGGUACUUCAAAUUGAUACCCUUUUAGAUGGGCUUUGUUUAAAAAGAGUAUAGUACCGUCAAUAUACUAUACGAUGAUAAACUUGUAUUUGUACCGCUGGUCAUGGGGUUGUGUGUUAUAGAGGCCAUGAAAUGACAAACACACUCAUGCAGGUGUUAACUCUAUUCCAAGUCAUCUUCUCAAUCCCACAUGAAGUCAGAGUUUGUGUGUGUGGUUGUAGUGAGGGAAUUUAAGUAUAAAUUCUUGACUAUUGUAAUCAACGGUGAAAACGUCUUUUUUCGAAGCCCUUUGUCCACGGCUCACUUGCAUAUUGAGAUUUGGGCAAUCUGUUUUUGUUUCCGAAAAACGCCGGUCUAUAACCAUGUACAAACACAUAGACCAAAAGGUGAACCCAAAAGAAAUGGAUUAAAAAAAAUCAGUUAUGGUUAGUCAUUUCAAUACGUUUACAGGAGUCUAUGAAAUAUCUUCUGACCCCUUUACACACAUUACUGUAUCGCCAGUUUUCUUAUGUGAUAUCCGAGAAAAAAAGGAGACAUGAAAUUAAGUGGAAUUUCAGAAAAUGCAACACUGUGAAAAAAAAGUGCACAGAGGCGACCUUGCACUCCCGUACACCACGUUUAUACGAAGGCCUUGCCCCCUUAACGCCAUAUAAGGUGUCCCAUAUUUCCGAGCUUCCUGUAGAACCGCCCCUCAUUUAUGCCAAUCACACUCCCCAUCAAGGUUCCUCAUUAAGGAACUCUUUAACGAGAGUUCAUCAGAUAAUUGACCAUUUACGUUUUCGAUAUUUCCGUUUUUUUUUCAUGGACUGAUUGCGUUAACGGUUAUAGAAUUCACCAUUCGUUCAAGUAAAAAUAGUCUUUUUUUUUUCUUUUGGUCUGGGAGCUGGUCUGUCCGUCAGUCCGUUGUGAGUCUUAACGUCUCUUGUUUUGUAGAACACCUGCUUUGUGGCCAGUUCUCUGAGGACCCAAUAGACCCUUUGGGGGUGGGGUUCGGGGGGUUGAUUGAUCCAUUGGGGUGUAACCAGGGGGAAAGACACCAGCAUUGUGUAUAGAAAUAUAUUAUAUAUAUAGAAAUAUAUAAGAUAUACACACACCACAACCUGUAAAGUGUAAGAAUGAGAGCAGAAUCACCUUGUAUUUAUUUGUCGAAAAUCCUCCAAAGUAGGCUACAAAACUGGAAGGAAAUCUCCAAAAACUUGCUGUCUCAAGAAAACGUACAUUUAAAAUAUUUCAAGUGAUCAAUCUAGAUGAUGAGCAAUAAUAAAACAUACAAAAACCCUGUAAUCUAAAAUGAAUAAAAAUGUAAAAAUUG